AUGGGUUCAGAUCCAUCGGUACAAAUUGAAACAUUAGCAAAAAAGAAAUUAAUUGACUGUAAUGCAAUAUCAAUGGGACAAGGACAAGAAGUUCAUGCACGACGAUUAUUAGCACAAGCUUAUAUAAAUGGUACAUGGGUAUUAUUACAAAAUUGUCAUUUAUCAUUAGAAUUUUGUGAAGAAUUUUUAUUACAAUUAACUGAAAAUACUGAUCGUAUACAUCCUGAUUUUCGUCUUUGGAUAACAACAGAAGUGCAUCCGAAAUUUCCUAUUGGUCUACUACAAAUUUCAAUAAAAUAUACAGCUGAACCACCACAAGGUAUAAAAGCAGGUUUAAAACGAACAUUUGCUGGUUUAACACAAGAACAACAAUUAGAAACAAAUACACAAGAAAAAUGGCGACCAUUAUUAUAUACAGUUGCAUUUUUACAUACAAUUGUACAAGAAAGAAGAAAAUUUGGUCCACUUGGAUGGAAUAUACCAUAUGAAUUUAAUCAAUCUGAUUUUAAUGCAACUGUUCAAUUUAUUCAAAAUUACCUCGAUGAAAUGGAAGUAUCAAAACCAAUACAAUGGAAAACUAUACAUUACAUGAUUUCCGAAGUACAAUAUGGAGGACGUGUAACCGAUGAUUUUGAUAAACGUCUUCUUAAAACAUAUGUUCAAUGUUGGUUUCGUGAUGAAAUGUUUGAUCCAAAUUUUCAAUUUGAAGAAAAAACUUAUCGUAUACCAAAAAUAACACAUAUGGAUGACAUUUUCAAUUAUAUAGAUACAAUACCAAAUUAUGAUAGUGGAAAAGUAUUUGGAUUAAGCCCAUUAGCCAAUGACAGAUAUCAAGAAGAUACAACUAGGAGAGUUCUCGAUACAAUUUUAAGUAUUCAACCAAAAGAAGCUCGUGGUGGUGCAGGUGAAACACGUGAAGCUGUUAUUUAUCGUUUAGCAACAGAAGCCUUAGAAAAAUUACCACCGGAUUAUAUUGCUCAUGAAGUCAAAGAACGUCUUUCAAAGCUUGAACCAAUGAAUAUUUUUCUUCGACAAGAAAUUGAUCGUUUUCAACGUGUAAUUAGUGUUGUACGACAUACAUUAAUUGAUUUAAAACUAGCUAUUGAUGGUACAAUUGUUAUGAAUGAAGAAUUACGUGAUGCACUUGAUCGAAUGUAUGAUGCUAAAAUUCCAAAUGUUUGGUUAAGAUACUCAUGGGAAUCAUCAACAUUAGGUGCUUGGUUUAGUGAUUUAUAUGCACGAAAUGAACAAUAUCGUUCAUGGUUAAAACUUGAUAAAGAUACAAAACCACUUGCUUAUUGGAUGACAGGAUUUUUUAAUCCACAAGGAUUUUUAACAGCUAUGAGACAAGAAAUAACAAGAGCGAAUCCAGGUUGGUCACUUGAUAAUGUUAUCUUAACAAAUAAAAUCACACGAUUUGAUCGUGAAAGUAUAAAAGAACCACCAAAGGACGGUGGUGUUUAUGUAUAUGGUAUUUAUAUUGAAGGAGCAAAAAUAAGAAACGGUGUCUUGGAUGAAUUAAAAGCAAAUGAAAAAGUAUUAACACAUCCAAUGCCUGUGAUACACAUAUCAGCUGAAGCUGAUUUUGGUACAAGUGGAUCACCUACAAAACAAGAUCGUCGUCCAACUUAUUAUGCACCUGUUUAUAAAAAACCACGUCGAACUGAUAGAAAUUAUGUAUGUACACUUAAAUUAGAAUGUCCACCUGGUGAUAAAACAGGACCCAAUGUAUGGACAUUACGUGGUGUUGCACUUCUUUGUGAUAUUAAAUAG
This is a messenger RNA of Adineta steineri, 1773 nucleotides long. The record is from the annotation of a GenBank genome assembly. Lineage: Eukaryota; Metazoa; Rotifera; Eurotatoria; Adinetida; Adinetidae.